This is a messenger RNA of Prunus armeniaca (apricot), 2034 nucleotides long. NCBI's taxonomy places the organism in Eukaryota, Viridiplantae, Streptophyta, Magnoliopsida, Rosales, Rosaceae. The record is from the annotation of a GenBank genome assembly.
AUGGUAACUCCUCAAGACAAGCCCUUGAAGAAGAUGAAGUUUGUUUCAUCUGCUGAGACAGAACCAAGCAGCACGACAACAAUUUCUGAGGAUUCAAAGUCAGGUCGAGGUAUGAGCACAAUGCCUCGUGUUGUGAAGAGAAAAUUGCAGAAAAUCAAGCCAGUUGUUGAGUACAAUAAAAGGGGGAAAGGAUGUGGCCCUGCACAUACUGAGAUGCAGUCCUACAUUGGUGUGUUGGCACGCUCCAGAGUCCCACUUGUGGACAAGAAAUGGGCUGAAAUCCCCAAGGAUAUAAAGGAGCAGAUUUGGGAAGCCGUUGACAUGGCUUUUGUGGAGAGGGAGAAAUUAAGCCAACCCCCUGAAGUAUAUAAAUUCAUAGAGAAAGCAGAAUGGGAUGCCUUUGUAGCUUCAAGGUUAUCCAAAGAAUUUGAGUCUGUGCAUUCUCAACAUUCACAGAUUAGGGAGAAACUUGAGUACAAUCAUCGAUUGUCUCGAAAAGGAUAUGCUGGUUUGGAGGAUCAAUUGGAGGAAACCAUGCCUGGGGUAGAAAUUGAUCGAUCUACCUUAUGGAAGAAAGCUAGACAGGACAAACAUGGUAACAUCCCGGAUCCAAAGGUGGCAGAGAAAGCAAAAUUAAUUUCUGAGUUAACUGGCAGUAAUGAUGUGUUGACCUUGGCUUUGGGUCCCGAGCAUCCAGGGAGAGUAAGAGGGGUAGGUGCUGGGAUUUCCCCUAGGCAAUUCUUCAAUUUACCUAGACCACAGAGGGUAAAGUUUGCCGAUCAAUUGAAGGAAAGUGUAAGAAUUGUCCUUCAAGAAGAGACUAAGAAGAUGGAAGCUAGAACCAAACAAUUAGUAGAGGCUGAGAGGGAACAUUUACUAAGUCAGCUUUCCCACCUCAUCCCCAAUUUUGAUCCAAGCAUGCUUAAACCGAAAACUAGCCCCUGUCAAAACCAAGGUCUACAGCAAAGUCCCAAAAAUCCAAUGUCUGAUAAAGCAAGCUGUUCUGGGGCUGAAGUGAGAUCCCUACAUUUAGAGGAUGAUACUGCCAGAAAUGGGGAACAGCAGGAAGAAACGAAAUCUGGGGCUUUAGAUAAUCAAGAUGAAGAGAAGAAAGAAGAAAAUAAAGAUGAACAGAAGAUGGGAGAAAAAAAGAUGAAGGGAAGAAGGAAGAAAAAAAGAGAAAAAGAUGAAGGCAAAAAGGAAGACACAAAUGAUGAAGAGAAGAAAGAAGAAAAACAAGAUGAAGAAAAGCAUGACGAGGAGGGUAAUGAAGUAGUUGAUUAUUCAAAUGUGGAGGUGCCAUCUUCCUUACAAUCCCUUUGUGGUUAUGUGGAAACUACACUAAAGCCACAGGGGAAGAUCAUGACCUUCAACAUUGAGAAGGAGGUGUUUGGUGCAGAUCGAAGUACCUUCGUCUUGCAUGAAGAUAUUACACAGUUUGCAGGCAUGGAAGAAAUUGGGGCUACUGUGGUUGCAGUAUAUAUGAGGUGCUUAUAUGAUCUUUUGAGAGAAGCAAAUAUGUGCAGCAUGGUUGGCUUUAUCGACCCUGCUCAAGUUAGUGCCAACGCUGGGUCACUAACUGACAGAUCACGAAUUGUAGCCAGUCGACUUCAGAAAACAGAUGGUGAACAGAUUUUCAUGAUGCCUUACAAUCCAGGCCGUCAUUGGGUCUUGCUGAUUGUGAGGGCAAAGAGGGAAACCGUCUAUUUUCUGGAUCCUCUGCCUGGAAAUCGUGUGGUUGAUGAGGAGGGCAAAAACAUCGUGAACAGUGCUUUAAAAAUUUAUAAUUCCCACAUAGGCAGACCAGGCCGUAAAGCACCAAUUUGGAAAACUCUGCCAGGCACACCAAAGCAACCCAGCAGUGUCGAAUGCGGGUAUUAUGUCAUGCGCUUCAUGAGGGACAUCAUCAUGGAUCCUUCCUUGGAGUUUGAGAAGAAGUUUGCCAAGGGAAAAGAUCAAGCGCCAUACCCCCAAGCAGCCAUUGAUGAAGUCAGGAAAGAAUGGGCAGAGUUUGUUUGCCUUCAUAUGGAUUAG